AGGUUCUCGCUCGGUUUCACUACUGUUCACUGCGUGCGAUCAACGUGCGAAUGCCGGAGAGCAUGAUCGCUCGCACUUCGUAAUCGGCCGAAAUAUAUUUUUUUUAAUACCUACGACGAAACGUGUUCGAUGGUGUAAUUUAAUUAGUUUUGUAUAAUCAUUAUAUUCGCGCAAUCGAGGCAGAUCGCCAUCGGGAAACGGUUAAAAUAUCGCCGAGCACACAUCGACGACCCUGUGAUCCUGCCGAUCACCGGAUCACCCCCCAAACCCCACGGCCCGUGCUAUUUUUAAUGUUUUGUACCGAUUGUGGACGUGAGAAUGGUCACUCGAAGCGAGAUGGAUCUUCAAUUUUUAGACUUACAUGAUUUAACUGACAAAGAUAAACAUGAAAUAUUAACCAUCCUCAGAUCUGACACUACCGAUACUUUAAAAUUACCAUGGAAUGCUGCAGAAAGUAAUAAUAAUAAUGUUAAUUCUGCUACACUGACAGAAGUUCCAGCAAUUCAGCAACAACAUUGGUAUAAUGCCAUGCCACCAACACAGACCUAUUCGCAACAGAUGAUGACACAAUUGUGUAAUGACUGGCAAGCAUCAAUGUACAAUGUUUCUACAAAUGGCCAUAUGCCAUUCAUGUCAGGAUUGACAUAUCACCAUCCUGGAUACAAUCUCGGUGUCGAGAUUCAAGACGUGAAUUACGGUAGGGAGAACGGACGCCGCAACAAUCGGGGCAGAGGUAUGAGAAGAGACAACUAUAAUCGAGCAAUUAAUUCCACUAACGAAGUGCAGUCAGGAUACAUGGGCGAUCAGGCACAAUUUCACCCACAAAUACAUCCAAUCAUGUACAUUUACCCCGAUCAUCAUUCUGUCUCUACGCAACAGCAUCAAGUAGCUGUCGGACAAAUCUAUUACCCACCGCCGAUGUAUUCAUCGAUUCUUCAUCCACAUCCAAACGCACAACCAAUUUCAUCUAGUUCGCACGCACAAGCGACUUAUCCUCCGAAUCCACCACAAAUGGACAGAUGUGUACAACAAUCACAAUCUGUGCCAUUGGAACAAUCAAACCAAGAAACCAUAAAACAACCAAUCAUCAAAGUGCAAGAUAAACAUGUACAAAAUACAAGUAUUGAUAAAGCAGUAUGUCAUCAAGUAAACGAGGACAACCACGAUUCUUUGCAAACUAGUGUUGUUAACAAUGUCAUUGCCACCAUUGUAAAUAAUCCUACAUCAGAAUCUGUCAAGAAUAUAAACGAAAACACUGCCAAUACAAAAACCAUGGCUAGCAGUGAAAAAGAUGUAAAAAUAUUACACAAUACUGUAUGGACUGAAAAUUGCAAUGGCACGCAAAUCGACGUAUCAUGUACAAGUACUAACAAUGGUGUCGAAAUGAAUCAAAAUGGUGAGGUGGAUAAGACAUUUAAAAAUGAAACUGCAUCCAACAUUACAACGAUUGUUACACAAACUUUGCCUAAAUCUGUCCCUGCUAAGGCAGAUAAAAGUGAAAUGAAUAUUGAGGAAAAUGUACUAAAGGAUGUUCAAGAUAAUACUGUUGAACAUAAAAUACUGAAUGGUUCCUCAGUCAUAUCAAAUGACUCAUUAGUCAUGCCAAAAGAUCCAUCGUCCGCUCCUGUAUCUACCACAUCGUCUGCGACUACAAUCCCCAGAUCUUAUGCUAGUCUUUUGAAAAAAGAUAGCACCGAAACACAGACGCUCACACCUUGUAAACCGACGAUACAUAUGAUUGAUCAGAAUAACUCAUCAAAAAUGCCAACUCAAAAGGAAUCGACGAGCCUUGAUUCUGCACCAAAGAAUCAAAAUGAUUCAUCCAGCAUGCCAAACAUAGUAAACGAUUACAAGACUUUGCAAAAUGGCAUGUUACAGAAUUGUUAUGAUGAUCCAAAUUCAUAUAGGAUAGGUGAAUUUUUGUCAAGUUGUCAAAUGGAUAAACAGACUGUGAGCUUGUUACCAAGAGGAUUAAUCAAUCGCAGCAACUAUUGUUAUAUUAAUAGUAUCUUGCAAGCUUUAUUAGCUUGUCCACCAUUUUAUAAUCUACUCAAAGCUAUGCCGCUUCCUAAAAAUCGGGGCAAGAAUUCUGCUACGCCCUUAAUUGACAACAUGGUCAAGUUCGUUCGCGAGUUUACACCUUUGACAGAGGCUGCUCGCAUGCCCAGAAAAGAUAGAGUUCAUAACAAACGAGGAGAAGAUACAGUCAUAGAUAUACAUAGUGGUAUCGCUUUUGAGCCAUCAUAUAUAUAUACAAUGUUAAAGCACACCUCUGCUGCCGGUGCCUUUUCUGUGGAAGGGCGGCAGGAAGAUGCAGAAGAGUUCCUAUCAUGUCUUCUAAAUGGCAUCAACGACGAAAUGCUAGAGUUGGUGAAAUUGGUCAAUAAUGAUCAAAAUGCAGUCACUAACAUGGAGAAUAAUGUCAGUGGUGGUCACGAUGAAGAGGAGUGGCAGGUAAUGGGGCCAAAAAAUAAAGGUGCUGUCACCCGGUGUACAGAGUUUGGAAGGACACCGUUGUCAGAUAUAUUUCGGGGACAAUUGCGAUCCAGGGUAUCGAGAGCAGGAGAACAGCCGACAGAUAACGUGCAACCCUUCUUCACGUUGCAGCUUGAUGUGCAAAAAGCUGAGUCCGUGAAAAAUGCUCUUGAAAUUCUCGUUGGAAAAGAUCAAGUAGAAGGAAUGACAUGUAGUAAAACAAGGCAACAGAUAGAAGCAUGGAAACAAGUUACAUUGGAGGAAUUGCCUGUUAUUCUUAUAUUACAUUUAAAAUGGUUCGUUUACAAAUUUGAUAAAUAUUCCAAUGGAUGCUCAAAAAUACUGAAGAGCAUGGAAUUUCCUGUAGAUCUAAAAAUUGAUGGCAAAUUUUUAUCACCAAAUACUGUGAAAAAGCUAGGGCCGAAGCAAAAACAGUACAAAUUAUUCGCAGUUACGUAUCAUGAUGGAAAGGAAGCUACCAAAGGUCAUUACAUCACAGAUGCCUUUCACAUCGGAUAUGGAUCUUGGGUGAGGUAUGACGACAGUGCAGUGAAGAGUGUUCCAGAGAGUAAUGUGUUGAGGCCCACAUCGCCUAGAGUACCUUACCUACUUUACUAUCGAAGAUGUGACACUAUCGGUAACCAACUGAAUAGUACUAAAACCCAUUAAGAAAUUUAGACGAAAACUUGGAUAAGCAAAACUUAGUUAUAUUCCAUUUGGAAUGGAAUAUAAUAAUUCGCUCACGAAAGUUUUCGUGUAAAUUUUUUGAAAUAGAAUGACAUACACCUGUUUUUAUAACUUUGAAGUUCUUGUUGAUAUUUGUAUUUAAAUAGAAAUCUACAAAAAAAAAAUACAGAGAGUUUUUAUAUUAUCCGUAAUAGCAUGGAAAGAGUAGACGUACAUUAAACUCUUAUAGUACUUCCAUGAAAUAUUCCUAUUACGAUUGUUGUUACAAGUUCUAUACAUAUAUAGUUUCCCUAAAAUCAUAGAAUAAAUAUAGAUAAGCGAAAUUAAGACUCGUUGAGUGUUUCAAUCUGGGUUCACAUUUUUUAGUGGAUCUAUAUAACAGCGUUAUAUAUAUAUACUAAAUGCUUUAUACGUUGCAGUUUGUGAGAUACUAGAGGAGUGUCUUGUGUAUAUAUAUAAAUAUAUAUAUAUUCUUUUUUCUGAAUAAGAUAACUGUAUGUUACUGAUUUCCAAAUUCUUAGAGGAAAUCGAAAGUGCGAGAGAUUUUUGAAAUUUAUGACAAUGUGUGUAUAAAAUAUAUAGAGAGACAGAGAGAGUGACGCAAACAUUAUAUGUAGAUUAUUUUUUUAUAUGAUCCUGCUGUACAAUGAAAAUCAAUUCCAACUUGCCAGACAUUUUUCGAUAUGCAUGUUACUAUUUUUAUAUUUUCAAAUCAUGUUAAACACAAGUCAUAUGUUCAUCAUGUAUCUUAUUUGACUAGAUCUUUCUAUAGAUUUCUUGCUCAUUAAACCACUUAAAUUAUUUCAAUAAUUUAAAAAAAGCUGGCAAAACAAAGAUGAAAGACUCGUCAGGAAAAUUAUAUGUAAGAUUAUUGAACAUUUUAUAUAUCUAAUCUUUCCUAUGUGAUACUAUAUCACAUUAAUUCUUAAAACUGAAGUGUUCAACAAUGCUUAUUUAUCUAUUAUGUUUGAAUAUUAUCUAUGAUAUAUGACAGUUUGUAAUUAUAAUCAGAUUGUUUGCUUUGUAUGCAAAUAAAAUGCCACUUAUUUGCGUUGCAAAUCUUGUAUUAAAUAACAUUAAAAAAAAAACAAUUAUAUAAGUUUUAGUUCCCUUAUAUAUCAAACUUUGUAGUAUAUACAUUCACUAUAUAACUAGUAUAUAUAUAUAUGUUUGUAUAAUAUAGAUAAGAAAUAUUCUAAGUUUGAAUCUAAUUGUAACCUAUGCAUUAAACAUAACUUUCACUUAUUUCGAGUUUUGUAAAUAAAUAUUUGAAGUUUAUAACAAAAAA
Messenger RNA from Formica exsecta, 4450 nucleotides. RefSeq names its product ubiquitin carboxyl-terminal hydrolase 10-B-like (gene Usp10). NCBI's taxonomy places the organism in Eukaryota, Metazoa, Arthropoda, Insecta, Hymenoptera, Formicidae. The record is from RefSeq and is a predicted model, not a curated record. The coding region runs from base 319 to 3144 and encodes 941 amino acids. Gene Ontology annotation, molecular function: cysteine-type endopeptidase activity; cysteine-type deubiquitinase activity. Gene Ontology annotation, cellular component: nucleus; cytosol. The transcript has 9 exons. Gene Ontology annotation, biological process: protein deubiquitination; regulation of autophagy; DNA damage response, signal transduction by p53 class mediator.